GCGGCGCCGCCUCCUGCUCCUCCCGCCGCCGCCCUGAGUCACUGCCUGCGCAGCUCCGGCCGCCUGGCUCCCCGUGCUAACCACCGAUACUUGCAGUUCUUGCAACAUGGCAGACAUUGACAACAAAGAACAGUCUGAACUUGAUCAAGAUUUGGAUGAUGUUGAAGAAGUAGAAGAAGAAGAAACUGGUGAAGAAACAAAAAUCAAAGCGCGUCAGCUGACUGUUCAGAUGAUGCAAAAUCCUCAGAUUCUUGCAGCCCUUCAAGAAAGACUUGAUGGUCUGGUAGAAACACCAACAGGAUACAUUGAAAGCUUGCCUAGGGUAGUUAAGAGACGAGUGAAUGCUCUCAAAAACCUUCAAGUUAAAUGUGCACAGAUAGAAGCCAAAUUCUAUGAGGAAGUUCAUGAUCUUGAAAGAAAGUAUGCUGUUCUCUAUCAGCCUCUAUUUGAUAAGCGAUUUGAGAUCAUUAAUGCAAUUUAUGAACCUACAGAAGAGGAAUGUGAAUGGAAACCAGAUGAGGAGGAUGAAAUUUCGGAGGAGCUGAAAGAAAAAGCCAAGAUCGAAGAUGAGAAAAAAGAUGAAGAAAAAGAAGACCCCAAGGGAAUUCCUGAAUUCUGGUUGACUGUUUUUAAGAAUGUUGACUUGCUCAGUGAUAUGGUUCAGGAACAUGAUGAACCUAUUCUGAAGCACUUAAAAGAUAUUAAAGUGAAGUUCUCAGAUGCUGGCCAGCCCAUGAGUUUUGUCUUAGAAUUUCACUUUGAACCCAAUGAAUAUUUCACAAAUGAAGUGUUGACAAAGACAUACAGGAUGAGGUCAGAACCAGAUGACUCUGAUCCCUUUUCUUUUGAUGGACCAGAAAUUAUGGGUUGUACAGGGUGCCAGAUAGAUUGGAAAAAAGGAAAGAAUGUCACUUUGAAAACCAUUAAGAAGAAGCAGAAACACAAGGGACGUGGGACAGUUCGUACUGUGACCAAAACAGUUUCCAACGACUCUUUCUUUAAUUUUUUUGCCCCUCCUGAAGUUCCCGAGAGUGGAGACCUGGAUGAUGAUGCUGAAGCUAUCCUUGCCGCAGACUUUGAAAUUGGUCACUUUUUACGUGAGCGUAUAAUCCCAAGAUCAGUGUUAUACUUUACUGGAGAAGCUAUUGAAGACGAUGAUGAUGAUUAUGAUGAAGAAGGUGAAGAAGCGGAUGAGGAAGGGGAAGAAGAAGGAGAUGAGGAAAAUGAUCCAGACUAUGACUCAAAGAAGGAUCAAAACCCAGCAGAGUGCAAGCAGCAGUGAAGCAGGAUGUAUGUGGCCUUGAGGAUAACCUGCACUGGUCUACCUUCCGCUUCCCUGGAAAGGAUGAAUUUACAUCAUUUGACAAGCCUAUUUCAAGUUUUUUUGUUGUUAUUUGUUUGUUUGCUUGUUUUUGGUUUUGCAGCCUAAAAUAAAAAUGUCAUAUAAUUUUAGUUCUCACAAGAUAAUGUCUUAAUUUUGUACUAAUUCAGGUAGAAACAGAGGCCUAGCUUGAAUUAAUAAGCAUUGUACCCAGCUUACCAUAUUAUGGAAGAAGAGAGUGUCAACUUUGGGAGAGAUACUACAUCUGCUAAUAUGAGAGGAUAGAAAAGAAAGAGAAAAUCUUAAAUGAUGUAAUGUUUUUUUUAAAAAAAAGAUUAAAAGAUUAAAAUUUUAUUUCAUUUGGUUAGAACUAGAGAGAAGGCCCCACGCCUCUAUAGUUAAUUCCAAUUCUUACUGCUUAAAGUAUGAGUAUGUCAUUUACCCAUGCUUCUGUUUACUGUGUAUUAAAAUGGGUAGUACUGUUUACCUAACUACCUCACAGAUAUGUUAAGGCAUAUUAAGUUUUAUGAAAUGUUUCUCAAUCUCAUUAAAAGCUCAAAAAUAUGAA
Panthera uncia (snow leopard) is the source of this 1889-nucleotide messenger RNA. RefSeq names its product nucleosome assembly protein 1 like 1 (gene NAP1L1). Lineage: Eukaryota; Metazoa; Chordata; Mammalia; Carnivora; Felidae. The transcript has 16 exons. Gene Ontology annotation, molecular function: chromatin binding; histone binding. Gene Ontology annotation, cellular component: chromatin; nucleus. The record is from RefSeq and is a predicted model, not a curated record. Bases 107 to 1282 code for a protein of 391 amino acids. Gene Ontology annotation, biological process: nucleosome assembly.